This is a messenger RNA of Caenorhabditis sp. 36 PRJEB53466, 1617 nucleotides long. The record is from the annotation of a GenBank genome assembly. NCBI's taxonomy places the organism in Eukaryota, Metazoa, Nematoda, Chromadorea, Rhabditida, Rhabditidae.
AUGGCUCUAUUUAUCAUAGGUGUUCGAGGAGUGUUUGAAAUCGAUAUACUUCCGUUCUUUUCUUUUCAGGUGCCAAAGUCAUGUAUUCUCUGGGAAUUUGUACACUAGCCAUUUUAAUACAACAAUUUGCGAACAGAAAGUGAGUCCCUGUGACCAUUCAUUGAUUAAUCGGAUCCUUUUGCAGGAAUACACCGUUGUACGUCUUCUUGACGACGUUUACCUACCUGAUGUUCGUCCGAUUCGCCCACUACAUCCUUCCUGUGAACGAAGUAGCCAGCCAUACCAACGUUAUCCAACUGAUAAUCACUCUCCGGGUAGGCAUUGCCACGAGAAAUACUUAAUAACCUGAAUAUUUUUCAGAUAAUCGGAAUCACUUUUGAGGAGAAUGAUGCGUGGCUGCACAAAAACGAAGAAAAACCUGAAAAAAGAUAUCUGACCGAAAUCCCAACCAUUUUAGAGAAAUUCGCUUACUUCUACCACUUUUGUGGUCUCUUUACAGGUGUGGUUCUGUUUUUCUGGGUUCAGACAAAGGGAACAAUCAAAUAAUCUAUUGCAGGGCCGUAUUACACCUACCAAAUGCUAAUCGACUCCCAAAACCCGCUACUCAAGUCAUGGGAUCCAACAUCCGAAGUGCUUUCUCGUUUCCAGAGACUUUUGUGGUCUGUUCCAGUUUUUGUGAUCACCAACCACUACUUCCCACUCGAUGUGAGCACAGAAAACCUCAUCUUCAAAAGUUAAAAUGUCAAAUUUUCAGACUCUUCGCUCGGAUGCCAUCUGGGAAAUGUCAUUCUUCACUCGUCUGGUCUAUGCAGCCCUCAUCUUCGUUGUAUUCAAAACAAGAGUGUACAGGUAGAAAUUUCAUUGAUGUUCAGGAUGAAAAACACGCAUGUUUUUUUCAGUGCGUGGGCGAUUGCCGAAUCAAUUUGCGUCAUUUUGGGCAUUGGCGUUUAUCCAGCUGCUUCCAAGCCGAAGAUUAUUGUGGGACCAACCGAUUUGAAGGUGUUUGCCAAUCUUCAGAACUUGGAAAACACCAAAAUGAACAGUGAUGCUAUUGUGAACUUGGAUAUUCCAAAAGUUGGAUUUAGAGGAUUAAUGAUAUAAUGUUUUCUAUGUUUUUAAGGUUGAGUUCUCCGAUGGAUUUCGUGACGGCAUGAAAGCGUGGAACAGAUCUGUGCAGACGUGGCUCGCUCUCUACGUGCAUUCCCGCGUGAAAGUGAUGCGAGUGGAGACGACAAUGCUCGUUUCGGCAGUUUGGCACGGAACCUAUGCUGGGUACUUCAUGUCAUUCGGAGUCGUGGCAAUGUGCGCUAUUCUCGAGGACGUCAUCUUCAAACUCGUUCCUGUGGAUCCGGAGACUGGAAAACGGCCACAAUGGUUCCGAUUACUGUAAGUGCAUAUUGAGUUAGCUUUGCAAUUGUAGAAAACUUACAUUCCAGAUAUACGCAUACAAUUCGUUGCCGUGGCUUCGAAAUGCUGGCAACCGGAUUCUUGCUCAAGAACGGCGCCGACGUGCAUCACUUCUGGUCGUCCAUCUACUACUGGUUGCCUCUUUUGUGCAUUCCGUUUUACAUUUAUGGUCUCAAAACUGCUUCUCCUAAGAAAUCUCGCAAAGAAUAA